Molecule: messenger RNA, 5767 nt
Organism: Fopius arisanus
Lineage: Eukaryota; Metazoa; Arthropoda; Insecta; Hymenoptera; Braconidae
Exons: 1
Coding region: 100-5154 (1684 amino acids)
Biological process (GO): centriole elongation; cilium assembly
Cellular component (GO): centriole; centriolar satellite
Source: RefSeq, a predicted model, not a curated record
UAAAUCGAACUAACCUACCUGCACCACAAAUGACGUCUCUACUCGGAGUCUGUUAUUUCUCAUUUUCUCAUCGUUUUAUGAAAUCGAAUAAUUGAGUCAAUGGAUUUUGAUUCUGUUUCGAGAUCUCUGCCGCCCCUGGUCGAGGGUAAAAUUCACGGAUAUUUAAAACUUGUCAUCAGUGAAUUGAUUUGGCAUCGGACAAGACCUGGGGAUGUUACUGUUAUCGCUUCCUGGUGGGGUGAGACAGACAGUGCUCAUUUUCGACCAAUGGACCCCACAAUGGACAGCACUCGCACCGUCUCCGAGACCAUCGAAACCUACGCCAUAAAAACUAAUUUCGAUUUAUUCGAAGAAUACCUGACAAAUUGUGGAACUGUAGACCUCAUAAUAAUCUCAGAGCCCCUGAACGAGAUCGUUGGAACAGCACAAAUAUCUGACCUGCAGGAAAUAUUCAGAGGUAAACCUUACAUCCAAUACUGCAGUAUAAUUAAUAGAGUUGGAACAAAAAUAGGAGAUAUUCCAGUGAAUCUGACGUUAUCGAAGGCCCAAAGAACUCCUAGAAAAAUCAAACAAAGAAAACCCCAGCUUCCAUCCUUUCCCGACGAUCUGUCGGAGUACAACCUGGAUUUCGCCCUGAGAAAAACCCUCACUCACCACAAUACCCCACCAACUGAGGAAAAACCGUUCCACAAACCUGAAGACAACAUCUACCGAUCGAUACUCAAAGACAAACGAUUCACCACCAAUAGAGGAAUCGAAAAAUCAAAUCCCAAAGUGACAGAUAAAUUAGUGGCACAAGUAGUUGCAAGAGCCCAGAAACUGCGUGGGGUGCUGAUGAGGGAAACUAGAGAAGAGGACUCAUUAGAAGUGGAUGGAAAUUCCACCGAGAGUUACCGAUCCUCGGGGGCUCUCCAGGAUCCUGAUACAGCCCUCUACAACUACUUCAUAGGCUCGACCAUGACCCAGAAGGACGAAAAAAGUGCAUUGGAGAAAUUACGAUCGACAUCACCAACUCCCAGCCUCAUAGACUUCGCUGCCGAGACGAUAAGCUCCUGCAGAGAGGAUAAAAUCUCCAACCGGCUGCCCUAUUCCCGAGGAAAUACAGAGGACUUAUCCUCAAAUGUACUGGACGAAGAGGAAGAAUCGAAUCGUCUGGUGGUGCAACAGAAAGAGGCAACGCCCAUGGAUUACGUGGACAGUCUACGAAUAGCAGUGGAUUCCCUAUCACUGACACCAGCUGGCUACAGAAGAGUAAAGUCCUCCUGCCUGACUCGAGGAGAUGGGGCCCCCACGUCAGUAACUUACUUUGUCCAGUACGAUGCAGCAUUCGCAAACGUCAAAAAAUACAAUAAGAAGGUCAUCAACGAGAGCAAAAAACCAGUGAAGAUAUCGUCGAGGAGACAAGAGGGACAGGUCAUUCAUUUCCACCACGAGGCAGUCUACAAUCUUCCGCGAUCACAUCUCCAUCUUCAAAUGAACAUGCCCUUGAAAUUCAAGAUCUUCAAUCGUCACCUGGAGCAGAGAACACCCACCGAGCUUGGGGUGGGCUGUGUCUACAUCAGAGAAGCUGCCAAAUCUCCUCACCUAAGCUCCACACAAAAGCUCGCCAUCGUCAAGAAAGGAAUAAAGAUUGGGGAGCUGAAGGUGACAAUUGAGCUAGGAUGUGAUAAGAUUCAUUUUGGGAGACAAUUCAUCGAAGCUGUCACGAUGGCAAAGGAGAAUAUCCCAGUCCUUGAGCUAUCUCGUGACAGUGCAAAUAAUUUAAGUCGAUACAAGUGUAUGACUGGGAAUGAAUCCAAAACCAGUGGUAAUAACACUGGAGUGACAUCAGUUCCUGAUCACAGAUCGUGUCCUUCCAGGCACGAGGGAAGCGAGAGAAAUUCUCAGAAGUCAUCGAGGAGGAUAGAACCCCCCAAGAGGACUGAGGAGAAAAUAAAAACGCGGACUCCUUGGAUACCAGAGGAGAAAAUUCUUCUUCACGGGUUAAUUCACAUAAUUGAGGGAAGAAAUUUGCCACGAAUGGACACUUACAUCGUCUGCAGGGCCCUGUGGAAGCAGGACAAGUCCUCCAGCCGAGUCUGCGCUAAUACAACGAAUCCUCAUUACAAUUUCCACCAGAUAAUGUCACUCAUGUAUGGGUUGGAACUCCUGGAGAGAACGAAAGACAACUGCAUAAUCACUGAGGUCUACUCUAAAAAUCAGACAGACGAAGAUAGUCUCAUUGGAAUAUCAAAAUUAUCAGUUCACCAGCUGUACCUGGCCUUCAGGGAUCCCCUGGGUCUUCAAAAUUUAUUGAAAUCCACGUACCCAGUGAUAAGUGUCGAUGAUUGGGUUCCAAUCGUAGAUCCAGUCACUGGAAAACUCUGUGGGGAGCUCUCAGCUCUUGUGGCUCUUGGCACUGCUGAUCAGAUUGCUCUUCUGGAAAUGACGAGGGGUCUCCAAGGUGGAUAUUCCCCAGGGGAUUCCCCAAGAAGUAAAAACCUGCAGGCUGCCUCAAGGGUCUCCAGUGUUCGAACUCAGGAGUGUCAGACUGAAAUAUCCACAGUCUCAGAGGUAAAACUCACAGAUUCACGACUGAAUAUAGAGGAAUGCCGAGAGGAGACAGUGCUGCACACUAUUGUGGAUAAACUAGCUCAGGCUCUGGCAGCCCCCAGGAUAAUCACUAAUCAGGAAGCCCAGACUGAGUUUCAAAUUCCCACUAGGGAGUCUGAUCAUCACAAGGUGGAGAUCAACUCCAAUCCCCAGGUGCUGAGCUCGAAUCCAUCGAAUAGCAACAGUUUCUCAGGGGAGAGUUUCGAGUGUCCACGAGAUACUUUCGGGACAUCAAGGGAAAUUUACAGGAGUGUGGGUGUGGGAGCUGAGUUUAAUGAGCCUGCAGGUCAGAAUAAUCAAACGAUAAAUAUCGAUGACUAUAAUUCGACUGCAGCGUCGGUUGACAAGAGGUUGGAAAAGCCCAGUUCGUCGAAGAAUGAGAAUCCUCCCCUGCUGAUGAGACACGAGGAUCCAGACGAGGACUCUGAGGAUGAGGAGGGGUUUAGGGCGAUUAUUGAGGUGGAAUGUGCCCUACAUUUGCCAACAGUGGAGCUGUCAAGUGGACCAGUGGAGCCCAGCACUUACGUCACCUUCCAGAAGACUCCAGGGGGUCGAGAUGAGAGGACUGACGUCUGCCCCUACAGUUGCAAUCCUCGAUACGACUGGAGAUGCGACACAAAAUUGUCCACUGAUUUAUUGACGAACGAGAAGAUGAGACUUAUAAUGAAGGUGUGGAGAUUGCUGGAUGCUGAAGCCGAUGACGCGAUCAAUCCAGAUAAAGAUAUUGUAAUUGGAUUCUCAGCUGUUGAUCUGUCAGUUCUGACAGCUGGAUUUCCGGUGGUAUCCGGAUGGUUCCACAUCAAUGAUUUCUCUGGAAAAUCUAAUGGACAGUUGAAGGUCUCAGUGACACCCUUGGACAACAUCUCGUCGUUUUCCAGGGGUGGAGGGACUUGGAGAGGACAGACCCCACAGGAUCACUCGAAUAUUUCUUCACCUUAUCCAGCGGACCUGGAAAAAAUCGCUAUGGGGAAUAAUCCACCGACAGUCCCUGAAAUUCCAGUGGAAUGUCCCCAGAUUCCAGGUGAAGGGGCCCUUGAAAUCGCCCUGGGGCUCGGGGAUGCCUCCAUGUCGUUCCUGUCAUCUUCCCUGAAACAAAAAUUAACAGAAUUAGACGAGAUCAAGCAACGCCUGCAGUCUCGUCUGCUGAACGUCACUAGCACAGCAUUUGAAGACGAUUUCGAUAAUGAUUUCGAUUUCGAGGGGGAGAUUGACCACGAGGAUGACGACAGCAAUGGAAAUAAUUUGAACGUCGAGUCCACACCUAGGAUGCCCCAUCUUGUGAGUCAUGAGGGAUUGGAGAAUGGCUUAGGAGCCGUCAAUAAUGGAAUAACAAAUGGAAAUUGUGAGACUUUUGGGGAAAUUCAGAGCAAUAAAUAUCCACAGGGCGGCAGUGACAAUACAAACAGUCUAGAGGUGAAUUUAACGGACACUGGAUACUCCUCGACCUCCAACCUUCAUCAAACAGUCACUAAUGGUCACAGGAACGAAGUAUUAGACAUCUCGCAGAAUCCAGUGGCUAAUGGACAACACGAGGACCAGACGUUUCCAGCCAGAGGCACUCGAAUGCACAUAAGUCAUUUAUUGGAUAAACUCUCAAUGCAGCUGACAACAGCCCCUGCUCCCAUCACAAAUCUCCCGAUGAAGAGGAAUAUAAUGGACCUUAUCAGCAGCCUGAGAAGAAAUAACAACAAUUUUUCCAGUGACAUAAAGUGCAAUCGCCAGGCGAACGUUCGAACAGUUCCAACUCAGACUGACGUUAAUUUUACCAGUAAUGAUUCCGAAGUGAAGACCGAGACGAAGAGGAAUAAUUCGAGUGUCAGUAAUGAAGAGGAUUCCUUCCGAGAGGACGAGAUCCCAGCGAAGACCCAAAGGAGGGAGAAGGUGUCGACGAUUGUCAGAGAGGAAUUGAUGAAUGACGAUCAGAAUGAUUCAUCAGAGUACGAUGAACUAUCGACUCAUCUGAUGACGUCGAAUAUUCGACAUCUAGAUGCUGAUGACAUGUUGAAUCCUCUUCUGUACAGACAUGCACUACCAGAUAUUUCUGAUUUACCUGAAUUGUCAGAGGUCCAGGAAACUGGCCAGUCAUCCAGUCCCUCGGUAACACCUGAGGAUGACACACUUGAGAGACUGGACUCCAGGUACUCCGAGAGUUUUAGUGCAACGAUAAACAAGAGUCUUGGGAGAUUGAGCAAUUUUUUAGAUGGGGAAUCCACCUGUCGUGUUCCUCGAUUAUCUCCGAAUACUGAGAGCACUGAGUUGUUUCGCGUGACUCCCUCUGGGGUUCUUGAGAGUACCGAUGGAAAUAUCGAUGUAACUGUUAUUCAUAAACCUUGUAAUGAUGAACUGAUGGCCAGCAACAGCAUGGAAUCGACUACUAGUGACUCUGGGGAUAAUGCACUGCAAACUGGGACUGAGAUCGAUGAUAAUAGCUCGUUGAAUUCGGAGACUUCGGUAUCAGCGGUAUCGAGGCAAGCACCCGAUGGGGGAAAUACUGUGGAGGAUCCUGGGAGGCCCGUUUUGAUUAAGGGGACGCAGAGCUCGGAGGAUUCAUGUGGGAAUUAAAUUCAGAAGCAAAUCCAUCGAUUUAUUCAGUCAAUUAGUUAACUGCGAUAAAGACAUUUGACCUGCUCUCAAUUUUUCGUGGAUAUCUCGGGAAUGAAGAGAGAUACAGGAAUUUUCAUUACUACCUUUUUUGCAGAGCAAUCUGCGAAGUUGAAAGAAGGUUUAUAUGAAAGUUUCGGUAUCUUCAGUUAUUUAGGAGAUAUUCGUCAAUAAUUGGAAGAUUGCCAAAGGCACUUGUACUAGUUUAUUAAUUCACUGCGGAUUCCUUGAGUGAUUUAUCUCGGGAACUAUCGAUUUGAGGAGAAAAAAGCAAAAGAAUUUUUUUGAUCAAAGUUUAAUUGGCUACAAAAAAGUUCCCCAAGGUUUUCUCGUGAAAUCGAUAGUUUUCGGGGUAAAUCGAUUUUUGAGAUAAAAAAAAAUUGAAGAAUCGAAUUAUUUCACUUUAAUUCAUUUGUCUGACGAAUGUUAUUAUUUUUUGUAGGUCUUUUAGCAACAAUUUAUCCAUGAAAUACUAUCUAAUUACCUAGGGUAUACUCGAGGCAUUUACUAUUUCAAUAUUUUUUAUAUAAUCUUUCUGUAAAUAGAAAACAAUUUUUCUUAGUAUUAUGAGUAU